This is a messenger RNA of Psammomys obesus (fat sand rat), 5700 nucleotides long. It is a transcript of the gene Nectin1, whose product is annotated as nectin cell adhesion molecule 1. Gene Ontology annotation, biological process: heterophilic cell-cell adhesion; homophilic cell-cell adhesion; protein localization to cell junction. The coding region runs from base 662 to 2209 and encodes 515 amino acids. The record is from RefSeq and is a predicted model, not a curated record. Gene Ontology annotation, cellular component: adherens junction. Lineage: Eukaryota; Metazoa; Chordata; Mammalia; Rodentia; Muridae. The transcript is spliced from 6 exons.
GCAGCGAGCGCGGCUCGCCUCGGCGCCCGGGCAGCUCCACAUUGUUGCGGAUCGCCCGCACCGGGCGCAGCGGCGGCGGCGGGGACUCGCGGAGCCCCCCGGCCCUCUCCCCACGCUCCUCCAAGACCGCGAAGCCCCGAGCCUCGCGGGCAGCUUGGCCGCCGCAGCCGCACACCACAAGCCUGGGCCCGGAGCCCUCCGCAGCGCCCGGCCACCCUCGGAGAGCGGCCGGCCAUGGACGCUUGCAAGUUGGAGCCGAGCGGGAGGGUGUGAGCAGCGCGCCCAGGGCCGGGAGCCUGCGCCGCUCUAGCCCGGCAGCCGGGCGCGCCGGGGGUGGGUCCCUCUCCCCAGCCCGGCUCUGCGUGGAAGGAGAGGGCGGGGACCGGGGCAAGUAGGAGAGCAGCGGAGGAGGCGAAGGGGGCAUGACUCGUGCAACUUGCGGCGGGCAUCUGCCGAGGCUCUGAGCCGGCGGCAGCCCGGGCCCGGAUUGCGGCCGCGCGGAUCCCACCCGGCCCACCCCGCCCCGGCCGACGGCUGCGGCUGACCUGGAUCCUCCGAGCGCCCGCCGGCCGCCAGCCCUCCGCCCUCGUCUUCCAGGCUGGUUUCUGGAGCUCGAGGAGCGCCCUCCUGGCCGCCCCUUUCGCCGAACCCCCGCCCCCCGAUGGCUCGGAUGGGGCUUGCGGGCGCCGCUGGACGCUGGUGGGGACUCGCUCUCAGCCUGACCGCCUUCUUCCUCCCAGGCUCUCACACGCAGGUGGUGCAGGUGAACGACUCCAUGUAUGGCUUCAUCGGCACGGAUGUGGUUCUGCACUGUAGCUUUGCCAACCCACUGCCCAGUGUGAAGAUCACCCAGGUCACAUGGCAGAAGGCCACCAACGGCUCCAAGCAGAACAUGGCCAUCUACAACCCAACCAUGGGCGUGUCGGUGCUGCCCCCCUACGAGAAACGAGUGGAGUUCCUGCGACCCUCCUUCAUCGAUGGCACCAUCCGCCUCUCCCACCUGGAGCUGGAGGAUGAGGGCAUGUACAUCUGUGAAUUUGCCACCUUCCCUACAGGCAACCGUGAAAGCCAGCUCAACCUCACUGUGAUGGCCAAGCCCACCAACUGGAUCGAGGGUACUCAGGCAGUGCUUCGAGCCAGGAAAGGUCAGGAUGACAAGGUCUUGGUGGCCACCUGCACCUCAGCCAACGGGAAGCCUCCCAGUGUGGUGUCCUGGGAGACACGGCUAAAGGGCGAGGCAGAGUACCAGGAAAUUCGGAACCCCAAUGGCACGGUGACAGUCAUCAGCCGCUACCGAUUGGUGCCCAGCAGGGAAGCCCACCGGCAGUCCCUGGCCUGUAUCGUCAACUAUCACCUGGACCGCUUCAAGGAGAGCCUUACACUCAACGUGCAGUAUGAACCUGAGGUGACCAUUGAGGGCUUUGAUGGCAACUGGUACCUGCAGCGGACAGAUGUGAAGCUUACAUGCAAAGCAGAUGCUAACCCUCCAGCCACUGAGUACCACUGGACCACGUUGAAUGGCUCUCUCCCCAAGGGUGUGGAGGCCCAGAACAGAACCCUCUUCUUCCGGGGACCCAUCAACUACAGCCUGGCAGGAACCUACAUCUGUGAAGCCACCAACCCCAUUGGCACCCGCUCAGGCCAGGUGGAGGUCAAUAUCACAGAGUUCCCCUACACCCCGUCUCCUGAACACGGGCGGCGCGCGGGCCAGAUGCCCACGGCCAUCAUUGGGGGCGUGGCAGGGAGUGUCCUGCUGGUGCUGAUUGUGGUUGGAGGGAUCGUAGUGGCCCUGCGCCGCCGCCGGCACACCUUCAAGGGUGACUACAGCACCAAGAAGCAUGUGUACGGCAAUGGCUACAGCAAGGCAGGAAUCCCCCAGCACCACCCGCCUAUGGCACAGAACCUGCAGUACCCAGAUGACUCGGAUGACGAGAAGAAGGUUGGCCCACUGGGUGGGAGCAGCUAUGAGGAGGAAGAAGAAGAGGAGGGCGGCGGAGGUAGUGAUCGCAAAGUGGGCGGACCCCACCCCAAAUAUGACGAGGACGCCAAACGGCCCUACUUCACUGUGGAUGAAGCUGAGGCCCGUCAGGACGGCUAUGCGGACCGGACUCUGGGCUACCAGUAUGACCCUGAACAGCUGGACUUGGCUGAGAACAUGGUUUCUCAGAACGACGGGUCUUUCAUUUCCAAGAAAGAGUGGUAUGUGUAGCCCCGCCUUCUGAAGCCUCUGUCUGUGCCCACUUCUCCCUGGCCCCUACCCGCACGUCCCCUGCCCACCCCCACAGCCCACUGCCCCAGGAGCUCGACAAAGACUUGACCAGCUGCCCUAAAACCAGCCCCAAACUCCUGGGGAGCCAGGGGAGCUCAGGGCAGACCCCACUUGGCUUCGUUUUUUUAUUUCCUCCCUCACCCCCCCCUUCCCCAUGGUGUUGUGUUCGACCGUGGCUUUGGUGUUGCCGUAUCUUUCCUUUAAGGACCCCUUCCACUGUGUAGGGAGCCCUGUUCUUGUCUUGUGUACUUGGGCAUCCCUUCAGGGUUUGGGGAGCCAGUCCUCUCCCAUCCCCCCAACACUGGAAUUUGUUUGUGUUCUCUUUAUUGGGGGUGGAGGGCAAAGGGAGCUUCAAGAUGAAGCGCACCCCCACCCCACCCCACAUGCUGCUCCUCUUCCCAGAGAGAGGUAACCCAAUGCCCCCCCACUAAGCUGAUGCAGCCAGUGCACCUAAGAGGUUUUAGGGGUGUUCUCCACGGUACCCACGGGAGUCUUGUCUGUGAAAUAAUGGAGCUGAGUGAGGUUCCUGCUAGGGUCCUGGGCAGUGUGGUUUCUUGGUGAGGGUGGUUUUAUGUUUUCCCUUCUUCCUUCUGGCCUACAAAAUAGAGUUGGCCUCGCUCUCAUAUAUCCCCCUCUUUUGUCCCCAAGUCUGUUCUCAACACAGUGGGCAACCCCAGGUGGACUCCACCCACAGUUCCUAUAUGCCUCUGCCAACACAUGCACACAUAUCCAUGUGCACACCCCCGGGUCUAUGCCAACCUUCCCCAGUGCUCUCAUGGCCUGCCCAGGCUGAGCACUGCCCUGGGCCCAAGCCUCUGCUCCGGCACUCUCCGCUUCUCCCCCUCAGGAAGGGGUUGGCCCACAUAAGCAUUCAGAGACAGCUAGGAUGAACCACCCAGCUGCUGCCACUCUAAGAUUUUGGUAUAGCUCCAACCUUUCCUUCCAGCGUACAUGUUUCUCAGAUUUCCCCUUAUCUGUCAGGUGCGAGCAACACUUGACUCUUCUGGAAAGUCAGGGCUGGGAUCCCAGGGAGAAAUUUGAGGCAAAGAAGAAUUUGUGUGGAGAAGGCAGCCUUGUGGAAGCUCUGCAAACACAAUCUGGUAGACUGAAGGGGACUGUUAGUGUCUCAACAGGAAGGCCAGCCUAGAUGUCACCAGUCUCAGAGAAAGUGCAGGGGCACCUGGGAACCUGUUGAUUAUUCAGUCUGAUCCCUGCUCAAUUUCUCCUGGUGCCAUGCUGAGAGGAGGGGGGGACCAUGGAAGGGCCCUCCUUUGCAUGCAGACUCCCUCUUUGAAUGGGACUCUGGCGUUUUCAGCCAUUUGGGGCUAGGCCUUCCCUUGAGUGCACAGAGAAAGGCCCCCCUCCCAACCCUCCGUCCCCAAGCUCAAAGUGCCUCAGUUUCUCCAUCUGUGCCCCACAGAUUCCCCACAUUCUAAAUGGGUAUGCCUAUGCCCUGGGGUCGGCAAAAUGGACUUCAAGAGCCCUCGGGCCUGCCUGCUAGGAUCUCGGCUAACUCAGCCCAAGGUGAUACUCUCUGAGGAAUAGCAAAUGUUGGGGAGAGGGAGGCAGACCAUUCUGUGCCCCACGGUCACUGACCACCCUGCCAUAGGCUUCCUAAGGGAGCCCCAGCCCUCACCCACUCCCUUCCCUGGUGCUGCUAUUGAAUUCCCAAUCCAAACACCAUCUCUGGUGCCCCUCAGCCCACCAACUGGGGCCCUUUCGCCAGGCCCUCACUGCCCUAGUCCCAACCCAGGCCUCCCAGUAGCCAUGUAGCAGAAGUCUGAAGCCAUGCCAGCCCUGGGGCAGCUCUCCCCUCUUGGCACUGGGGACGCUGGAUGGGGUGAAGUUUGAAGAAGAAAGCUCUGGGGCCUUUCUAGCCACAGGGCAGAGUAAGAUGGAGCUGGGCUGCUUCCUCCAGCAGUAUUAAUGUCCCUCCCAUGCCAUACCACUUCCCUGCUCCUCGCACCACUCUGGUCUCUCUGCUUGGUCCUCUGACCCCCAAGGCAGGAGGCAGAACCCUGACUCCCUCAUAGAGGAAUUUUUAUCCCUAUGGAACCGAAAGACUGAAAGGACCCACCCUCCUGUAUCUCUCUUACCUUUCACUGUCAUCCCCUUAUUUUGUGAUAGACCGAGGAGGCCCUGGGCUGGGACAAGCAUCUAAGUUCCCCUGUAGAUACCUGCACACCAUUCCCCCAAGCAAAGCACAAUUUAUAGGGUCCAUGCAGCAGGAUUCAGGUUCCCAGCUGUGGCACCAAUUCCAGGCAGCUGCCACCUGGGCUGAGAGGGGACACGAGGGAGGGGCCAAUAGCUGGGCCUAAGGAGGCGGGGCUCUCUUUGCUCCUGCGUUUGUGGGGCAGUGGACACAGUCAGCUGACAGCGGAAGGCCCGGAGCAGCAGAGCAGAGGGCAUUCUGCUUCACUUUCAUGACCCCGACACAGCUGAGCUCCUGCCAUACUGCUGAGAAUCAGCUUGGUGUGUCAACCGCCAAGGCCUCUCUCUCCAGUUGUUGUCCCUCGCUGGUCCCCCUCUCCUGUCCCUCCACUGCUUCUGGACUCCCGUUUACCCACAGAUUUUGAUAUUGUUCUGAUGUGAAACAAUUCUCCAAGUCUCUUUUACCAGAAGGACCUGAAAAAAAAAAAAAAAAAAAAAAAAACAGCAGCACAUAGUCAGUGAAUACACGCCCAGCACACCGACACACGCCUUCCACAGACCAAGCACAGGCAGGUGUGAGCACAAGUACGCACGUGAGGAAUGAGAAGCCCUUACUAAUGCUCAGGCCCAAGACAGAUGGACAGGGGUCCAAGCCCCGGGAAGGUGCCCCUCUGCCAGCCACCCCUGUGUGCCCCGGUCACUGGUGCAAUAACUUUUCUGCCAUCCUUGAGGUGGGAGAAUCAGGACUUAUGUCGGGGGUUUGGGACCACUCCUCUGAGCCAAGCAGGACACUGCAUUCCCUUUCCUGAGAGGAGGGCGGUGCUCCCAGGCCUCUGGGGGUCCAGGUAGAGACAUCCCCAAGCCUGACUGCCAACUGAAACCCUCUCCUGGUGAGGGCAGGUGGCUCAGGUUGAGCCGGGCCAGAGAUACCCAGAGGUGAGGAACCCAGCCUCACCGAUGCUGCUUUCUGACCCUGGCUGUGAGGAAUGGGCUUGGGGGGGGAGGGGAGGUGACUUUUUUUUUUUUUAAACAAAUGGAAACAAAAUCCAGGAGAAGCUGCCACCCUCGCCUCUGAGUGUGGCUAGCUUCCUUUGCUUCAGUUUCUUCCUCACUGUUUUCCUCUUUGGUCCUGGGGACAGCCCAGCAGAUCCUGGUCUUGACCUGGAGGGGGGAGGGUUGCCCCACCCCCUUUUACUUGUAUUAAAAAAAAAAAAAAGAUGGGUUGAAAAUGUACUGAGAAAAAAAAAUGUACUUUUUUAUAAAUAAAGUGUUUAAAACAA